AUGAACGAUUUUGAGAAGUUUAAAGAUGUCGAUGCUGGAAGUAAAAAAGUUCGAAAGCAAGGCUCUUCUUAUAUAUCAUCAGAGUCUGAGACUCCUACUCCUGAUUCACCUCUGGUAUCAUCUCCUAACUUAUCAUCAUUUUCACUAAAUUUGAAUGAGGAUGUUGCAGAAAAUAAUCGGCUUGUUGAGUUGUUGGCAAAGUCAGGUGCAGACAGGCAGCGAGAUUUGGAGAUGAAAGAUAGAACUUUGAAACUAAAAGAAUUUAGAGAAGAAAAUAAAAUUUUAUUGUCGAAUUUAGAUUCUAUUAGUGAUCCAAAUAUUCGUGAAUUUAUUCGACAAGAACAAAAAAGAAUAAUGGAUAAAAGAAGUCAACAAUUUCAACAGCCACAACCACAACAAUCCUCUGCCCCAUACACUCAAUAUUUUAAUGAUAUUGGUGGAUCUGGAAACGACCUACCAGAGUACUAA
Molecule: messenger RNA, 468 nt
Organism: Lycium ferocissimum
Lineage: Eukaryota; Viridiplantae; Streptophyta; Magnoliopsida; Solanales; Solanaceae
Exons: 2
Coding region: 1-468 (155 amino acids)
Source: RefSeq, a predicted model, not a curated record